Molecule: messenger RNA, 1744 nt
Organism: Bursaphelenchus okinawaensis
Lineage: Eukaryota; Metazoa; Nematoda; Chromadorea; Rhabditida; Aphelenchoididae
Source: the annotation of a GenBank genome assembly
AUGGCUGCUCGUGCUUUACAUUAUGUGUUCCGUAUUGGAAGUCGACAAAAAUCUUAUGAUUUCUACAUCAAAACGCUUCAGAUGAAGGUAAUGUUAUACAUUAUGUUGUCGUUUUGAGGUUCGCUGUUUAUUUAGGUGAUAUUUUUGUUUUCAUCUAAAAUUUUCAAGAAUUUUGAAAGUAAAACAGUUUUUCUCUGUUUUAAAGCUUUCUUUGUCUUGGUUUAUGUUAUUCUAGGUUUGGUUUUUACUAUUAUAAUUGAGGUUUACUUUAUAUUGUUUUAGGUUCUAAGACACGAAGAGUUCCAAGAUGGAUGCAAAGCAACUUGUAAUGGGUAAGGCGUUGUUUUCUGAUUUAUUUCAUGUGUUUUCAGUUGAAUUUUGAAACUGUUUUUGCAAAAAAACAUGUUUUGAGGUUUUGAAAUUUUAGGUAACAAAUUUCUAAUUUUGAAAAAUCUACUGCAAGAUAGCUUAAGUUAAUUUUAAAAGAUUUUAAGUGGGACAAUGUGUUACUUCAAGUUUUAUUUGUUAUCUAAACUCAAAUGUUUCAGCCCAUAUGACAAUAGCUGGUCGAAAACGAUGGUCGGUUAUGGCCACGAGGAUCAGCACUUUGUUCUCGAACUCACGUACAAUUAUGGAGUUGGAAAGUAUCGUCUGGGGAACGAUUAUGAAGCCAUUCACAUCGAGAACGAUUCUGUGUAUCAGUCUUUGAAGGACAAAGCCGAGACUGGGCCAGAGAAUUCGCUUUUGGUCAAGGAUCCGGAUGGCCAUAAGUUUUACGUUUAUCCAGGAAAAUGUGAGAAUCCGGUUCGAAAAGUGAGUGUGAAUGUGAAGGAUCUGGGAAAGACGAGAGAAUUCUGGAAGGACCAGAUUGGUAUGGACGAAGUUAGUCACACGGAUGAUGCUUAUGUUCUAUCUUUUGGCAAGGAUCAAGUAUGUUGUUGAUGGUUUAUUUUGCCUUUUUUUCAUUGCAUUGGGAUUCCAGUUGGUCGAAACUUGAAAUUAAAGCAACGAAAAGAUGUAUCUAUACAAUACAUGUAUAUUAUUCUUGACUAUAAUAAUAUAUUGUUUUAGUUUGAUUUAAAUGACGAAUUGAGGUCAAUGUUAUUGUUUUAGGCAGCUUGGGAGAUCCGUCAACUUCCACAGGGCACUGAGUUGGAUCGUGCUGAGGCUUACGGUCGUAUUGCUUUUUCUUAUCCAACGGGAAAGGUACAUAAAGAUUUUUAAUUGUUUUUGUUCAUAAUUGGAAAAUGUAAAUGAUGUUUGUUAGAAAGAUGUUACUGUAUUAUUGCUUUUAUUAAAAGUUUUAAUGAAAGGCAAUUUGUUUUUAAAAUUGUUAAUUUAAUGUGUGAAUUUUCAGUUACAAGAGCUGCAAGACAAGAUGAAGAAGAUCGAUCCACAUUAUAUUCAGAAUGAGUUGCAAAAGCUGGAUACACCUGGAAAAGCUUCUGUUCAAGUUGUUAUCCUAAGAGAUCCGGUAAGUGUUUUUUAAAAUGACAAACUUAAAAAUUAAAAAAAAUUUUUGACUAAUACAAGAUUAGCGUAGUUAUUGAUGAAAGUAAGAUGUUGUUUUUGAUAAUAAUAAGUUGCUAUGACUAUGUAGUAAAAAUAAAACUUAAAAUGACUGCAGAAUGAGCACGAGAUUUGUUUCGUUGGUGAGAAAGAGUACUUGGAACUCUCUCAGUUUGACCAUACCGCCGACAAAUCACUUCAAGAUUCCAUCGCUAAAGAUGACAGCCAGAAAUAA